ACAGAUGAAAAGAAGCAAAGAAUUGAUAACUAAAAAUCAUAGUCAAGAGGAAACAAGUAUUCUUCGUUGUUGGAAAUGUAGAAAAUGUAUAGCAAGCUCUGGUUGUUUUAUGGAGUAUCUUGAGAAUCAAGUGAUUAAGGAUACAGAUGAUUCAGUUGAUGCUCAAAAUAUUUGCCAUGUGUGGCACAUGAAUAUAGAAGCCCUCCCAGAAUGGAUAAACUGCCUGAUCCAAAAAGCCCAGUGGACAGUUGGAAAACUGAAUUGCCCUUUCUGUGGGGCCCGUUUAGGGGGCUUUAAUUUUGUCAGCACUCCAAAAUGUUCCUGUGGCCAGCUUGCAGCUGUACAUCUCUCCAAGAGCCGGACCGAUUAUCAGCCAGCACAGGCAGGCGGACUAAUGAGACCAUCACUGAAAUACUUGUCACAUCCUAGAGUUCAGUCAGGUUGUGACAAGGAAGCUCUGCUGACAGGUGGUGGCUCUAAAAACAGAAAUCACAGGCUUUUAAACAUGGCCCGAAAUAAUAAUGACCCUGGAAGAUUAACAGAAGCACUCUGCCUGGAGGUGCGAUCAACAUAUUUUGAGAUGAAGAAUGAAAAACUGCUCUCCAAAGCAUCAGAACCAAAAUACCAGCUUUUUGUUCCCCAGCUUGUGACUGGCAGAUGCACUAGAAGAGCUUUUCAUAGAAAAUCACAUAGUCUGGAUCUGAACAUCAGUGAGAAACUGACUUUAUUACCCACUUUAUAUGAAAUACAUAGUAAGACUACUGCCUAUUCCAGACUAAAUGAAACGCAGCCUAUUGACCUUUCAGGCUUGCCUUUACAAUCUAGUAAAAAUAGCUGUUCCUUUCAGAAUCCAUCCAGUUUUGAUCCUAGUAUGCUGCUGCAAAGAUUUUCAGUGGCCCCCCAUGAGACCGAGACACAAAGAGGAGGAGAAUUUCAAUGUGGUCUAGAAGCUUCUUCAGUGUACUCUGACCAUACUAAUACUAACAAUCUGACUUUCCUGAUGGACCUGCCCUCAGCUGGCAGGAGCAUGCUGGAGGCCUCAGACCAGGAAGAGCACCUCUCCCCUCUGGACUUCCUGCACUCAGCCAGUUUUUCAUUGGGCAGCAUUAAUCAGAGGCUCAAUAAGAGAGAAAGGAGCAAGUUGAAGAAUCUAAGAAGGAAACAACGAAGGCGUGAAAGAUGGCUACAGAAACAGGGUAAAUACUCAGGAGUGGGAUUGCUGGAUCGUAUGGUAAGUAUGUAUUUACUUAUAUGAGAAAUUGUCAAAUUGUUUUCCAGAAUGGUUGUACAAUUUUGCAUUCCAAGCAGCAAAGAGUUCCAUUUGCUGUGUAUCCUUGAAAGCAAGCACUGGUAUUCUCAAUAUUUUAAAAUUUUAGUCAUUCAAAUAUAUAGACAUUUGUAUCACAUCAUGAUUUUAAUUUGCUUUUCCUUAAGGAUGCUGACCAUAUGUGCUUAUUUUCCAUUUUGUAUGUAUUCUUUAGUUAAGUGUCUUCAAAUCUUUUGGGUUGGUGUGGCAGCUCAUGUCUAUAAUCCCAGCAUUUUGAGAGGCCAAGGCAGGAGAAUUGCUUGAGUUCAGGAGUUCAAGACCAGGCUGGGCAGCAUCGCAAGACCUUAUCUCUAC
Messenger RNA from Mandrillus leucophaeus (drill), 1621 nucleotides. It is a transcript of the gene RNF180, whose product is annotated as ring finger protein 180. Gene Ontology annotation, biological process: norepinephrine metabolic process; protein polyubiquitination; positive regulation of proteasomal ubiquitin-dependent protein catabolic process. Gene Ontology annotation, molecular function: ubiquitin protein ligase activity; ubiquitin conjugating enzyme binding. The transcript is spliced from 4 exons. The record is from RefSeq and is a predicted model, not a curated record. NCBI's taxonomy places the organism in Eukaryota, Metazoa, Chordata, Mammalia, Primates, Cercopithecidae. Bases 5 to 1255 code for a protein of 416 amino acids. Gene Ontology annotation, cellular component: endoplasmic reticulum membrane.